Messenger RNA from Antrostomus carolinensis (chuck-will's-widow), 3011 nucleotides. It is a transcript of the gene SF3B3, whose product is annotated as splicing factor 3b subunit 3. Gene Ontology annotation, cellular component: nucleus. The transcript is spliced from 21 exons. Gene Ontology annotation, molecular function: protein binding; nucleic acid binding. The record is from RefSeq and is a predicted model, not a curated record. The annotation marks the transcript as partial. NCBI's taxonomy places the organism in Eukaryota, Metazoa, Chordata, Aves, Caprimulgiformes, Caprimulgidae.
GUGCUAUUGAAAAGCAGAAGCUGGUGUAUAUCUUGAACAGAGAUGCUGCUGCUCGUCUGACCAUCUCCUCCCCGCUGGAAGCCCACAAGGCCAAUACCUUGGUCUACCACGUGGUGGGAGUUGAUGUGGGAUUUGAAAACCCGAUGUUUGCUUGUCUGGAAAUGGAUUACGAGGAAGCAGACAACGAUCCCACAGGAGAAGCAGCAGCCAACACACAACAGACCUUGACGUUUUAUGAACUGGACUUGGGUUUGAACCAUGUUGUGAGGAAAUACAGUGAGCCCUUGGAAGAGCACGGCAACUUCCUUAUAACAGUUCCUGGUGGUUCUGAUGGACCAAGCGGGGUGCUGAUCUGUUCUGAAAACUAUAUUACUUAUAAAAACUUCGGUGACCAGCCUGAUAUCAGAUGCCCAAUUCCCAGGAGACGGAAUGACUUGGAUGACCCAGAGAGAGGUAUGAUUUUUGUCUGCUCUGCUACACAUAAGACCAAGUCCAUGUUCUUCUUCCUGGCCCAGACAGAGCAGGGAGACAUCUUCAAAAUUACUCUGGAGACAGAUGAAGACAUGGUAACCGAGAUUCGACUCAAGUACUUUGAUACUGUUCCUGUUGCUGCUGCCAUGUGUGUGCUGAAAACCGGGUUCCUCUUUGUGGCAUCCGAAUUCGGAAACCAUUAUCUGUACCAGAUAGCUCACCUGGGUGACGAUGAUGAGGAGCCAGAGUUUUCUUCUGCCAUGCCUCUUGAGGAAGGAGAUACAUUCUUUUUUCAGCCACGACCUCUCAAGAACCUGGUGCUGGUGGAUGAGUUGGACAGUUUGUCUCCUAUUCUGUGUUGUCAGAUAGCGGAUUUGGCCAAUGAAGACACACCCCAGUUGUAUGUGGCUUGUGGUCGGGGGCCCCGGUCGUCUCUGAGGGUUCUAAGACAUGGACUUGAGGUGUCUGAAAUGGCUGUCUCGGAGCUGCCUGGUAACCCCAACGCUGUAUGGACCGUGAGGAGACACGUUGAAGAUGAGUUUGAUGCCUAUAUCAUUGUGUCCUUCGUAAAUGCCACGCUGGUGCUGUCUAUCGGAGAGACUGUAGAAGAAGUGACUGACUCUGGAUUCCUGGGUACUACACCCACCCUGUCCUGCUCUCUUCUUGGUGAUGAUGCUUUGGUACAGGUUUAUCCAGAUGGGAUCCGACACAUCCGAGCAGAUAAGAGAGUAAAUGAAUGGAAGACACCGGGGAAGAAAACCAUUGUAAAAUGUGCUGUGAACCAGAGACAAGUGGUGAUAGCACUGACUGGAGGAGAACUGGUUUACUUCGAGAUGGACCCGUCAGGACAGCUGAAUGAGUACACGGAGAGAAAGGAGAUGUCGGCCGACGUCGUGUGCAUGAGCCUGGCCAACGUCCCCCCUGGGGAGCAGCGCUCCCGGUUCCUUGCUGUUGGGCUGGUGGACAACACUGUCAGAAUUAUUUCCCUUGACCCUUCGGAUUGCUUACAGCCGCUGAGUAUGCAGGCCCUGCCUGCACAGCCCGAGUCUCUCUGUAUUGUGGAGAUGGGUGGCACAGAGAAGCAGGACGAGCUGGGGGAGAGAGGCUCCAUCGGCUUUCUGUACCUGAACAUUGGACUGCAGAAUGGUGUGCUGCUGCGAACUGUCCUGGACCCCGUUACGGGCGAUCUUUCCGAUACCAGGACCAGGUACCUUGGCUCACGGCCUGUGAAACUCUUCCGAGUCCGAAUGCAAGGCCAAGAGGCGGUGCUGGCCAUGUCCAGCCGCUCCUGGCUCAGUUAUUCCUAUCAGUCACGCUUCCACCUGACUCCCCUGUCUUAUGAGACACUAGAGUUUGCGUCUGGUUUUGCUUCUGAGCAGUGCCCAGAGGGCAUCGUUGCCAUCUCCACAAACACACUGAGGAUUUUGGCACUGGAGAAGCUGGGAGCAGUCUUCAACCAGGUUGCCUUCCCGUUGCAGUACACACCCCGAAAAUUUGUCAUUCACCCAGAGAGCAACAACCUGAUCAUCAUUGAGACAGACCACAACGCUUACACUGAGGCCACCAAGGCACAGAGGAAGCAGCAAAUGGCCGAGGAAAUGGUGGAGGCUGCGGGUGAAGAUGAGAGGGAAUUGGCUGCAGAGAUGGCUGCAGCCUUUCUGAAUGAGAAUCUUCCCGAGUCCAUCUUUGGUGCUCCCAAGGCAGGGAAUGGACAGUGGGCCUCUGUUAUCAGGGUGAUGAACCCCAUUCAGGGAAAUACAUUAGAUCUGGUCCAGCUAGAGCAGAACGAAGCUGCCUUCAGUGUGGCUGUGUGCCGCUUCUCCAAUACUGGUGAUGACUGGUACGUGCUGGUGGGAGUCGCCAAGGACCUGAUUCUGAACCCACGCUCGGUUGCUGGGGGAUUUGUCUACACGUACAAGCUGGUGAAUAGCGGUGAGAAGCUGGAGUUCCUGCACAAGACCCCCGUGGAGGAGGUUCCUGCAGCCAUUGCUCCGUUCCAGGGUAGAGUCUUAAUUGGAGUCGGAAAGCUCUUGCGUGUAUAUGACCUGGGCAAGAAGAAACUGCUUCGGAAGUGUGAGAAUAAGCACAUUGCCAACUACAUCUGUGGGAUCCAAACCAUUGGGCACAGAGUGAUUGUUUCAGACGUUCAGGAGAGUUUCAUCUGGGUGCGCUACAAAAGGAAUGAGAACCAGCUCAUCAUCUUUGCUGAUGACACUUAUCCCCGGUGGGUCACUACAGCAACUCUCCUGGAUUAUGACACUGUGGCUGGAGCAGACAAGUUUGGCAACAUCUGCGUGGUGAGAUUGCCUCCCAACACCAACGAUGAGGUAGAUGAGGAUCCCACAGGCAACAAAGCGCUGUGGGACAGGGGACUUCUUAAUGGAGCGUCGCAGAAGGCUGAAGUGAUUAUGAAUUACCAUGUGGGAGAGACGGUGCUUUCCUUACAGAAGACCACGCUGAUCCCAGGAGGCUCCGAAUCUCUUGUCUACACCACCUUAUCGGGGGGGAUAGGAAUCUUGGUCCCUUUCACUUCCCACGAG